Adineta ricciae is the source of this 729-nucleotide messenger RNA. NCBI's taxonomy places the organism in Eukaryota, Metazoa, Rotifera, Eurotatoria, Adinetida, Adinetidae. The record is from the annotation of a GenBank genome assembly.
AUGGACUGCACAGAUAAUCCUGGUGCUAAUUAUCCGCCUGUAAAAGUCUGUUCUAAAGAUCCACCGUACCGUUUCGAACAAAAGCAUGAACAUCCUGAUGAUUUACGAAAGAUUAUCGAAGAUUUGAAUGUUUUGAAUCAAACUUUAUUGAUAUUCGCUAGCGAUAAUGGACCGUGGUCAUCGAAAUGUGAUUUGACGGGUAGUCAAGCGUUAUCGGCGGGAGAUGGUGCAGGAGGUGUGAUCAAACCAGAAAGUGUUUUCGAAGCCAUCGGAUCGAAUUUGGAGAUGAUACCAACGGUUGCACAUCUCGCCGGUUUCUCUCUACCAUCUAAUCGUACUUUCGAUAGUUCGAAUCAAGGUUACGACUUUCUUUUUCAUACUGAUGAAUUUGGUGUGCUUUCUACGAUUCUUUAUAAUCAAUAUAAAGCUUAUUAUACCACAUAUUCUGCCAUUGAUGGAGCAUGUGGUGGUAAAGAAGGUUUAAUCAUCGAUCAUAAACCACCACUGAUAUUCGAUCUCAGUCGUGAUUUAACCGAAUCGAUGCCAAUCAAGGUCUCACAAUCCAUAUAUGACGCGAUCGAUCAGGCAUUACAAACGAAAUUGAACGAUAUUGAAACUACACUACAUGUGAAUGUAGAUUACCGAAUUGGAGGAUUCGACACACGUGUUUGUCGUUGUAACGAUUACUUUCUCUCGAUCGUUGAUCUGUUUUUGUUAUACAAGCGGUAA